AUGCUUGUCCAAGAUCUCAACAAGUAUGUGGCUAUCAGCGAGGAAUUUGCUCUCAAUGCAGAGGAAAAGGCGCACUCAGGUGGCCUUUUGUUUGAUCGGAAGGUGGCCAGAGUCGUCACUCCUGGUACGCUGAUUGAUGAGAAGUUUAUUGAACCCUCCGAACACAAUUUCUUAUUGGCCAUUUACUUGGACGUUCCGGCUAUGGAGUCGAAGCUAAAACAGCAUGCUGAUAGCGAUGCCCAGUCAUCCCAUCAACACAUAUUGUCAUCUAUACCUCAACAGGUAGGGUUGUCGUGGCUGGAUCUUUCGACCGGCGAUUUCUUCACCCAGCUCACAACAACCCAAAUGCUUCCAUCUGCGAUUGCGCGAAUUGGAGCCCGUGAAAUUCUCGUAGAUCAGAAUGUACAAGAUCUCAUCGGGCAUGAAUUACAAUUGCUAGUUGGGCACGAUCAUCGCCUGGUCACUUUCUUUCAGUUCCCUGAGACAUUCGAACCAGUGUCUGAAUGGGGUACCAUGCUUGAGGCUCCCGUUCCUGAGGAUGAUCGUGCGUCUUUCACACCGGAAGAAGUAGCAGCUGGAUACAGCCUACUCAAGUACAUUCGAGUGCAACUACAAGGAUCGAAUCUCAAGCUUCAGCCUCCUCGUCGAAGACAUCUGAAUGAAUCAAUGAGUAUUGAUCGUAAUAGUCUGAGUGGUCUUGAGAUCUUAGAAACAGCAAGAGAUGGGUUUGGCAAGGGAAGCCUUCUCCAUGCUGUUAAAAGAACUUCUACUAAAAGUGGCUCACGCCUUCUGCGAGACAGACUCACCUCUCCAUCUACAUCUUUGAAGAUCAUUAAUGAGCGUCUGGACCUAGUCUCGGUCUUCAUGGAAUCUGAGGAGCUUCGUGACGGCGUGGUUCAGCUACUGAAGCGCAGCUAUGAUGCACAACGCUUGGUCCAAAAAUUCGCCCUUGGAAAAGGAGAUCCAGAUGACUUGAUCUGUCUAUCUCGGGCUAUCGAGGCUUCGAAGGAAGUCAGACAAGUCCUCUUGGACCACAGCAAAACUCCAAUUUCGAACGUUGAUCUCAAAAAUAGCGUGAGGAUUAUGAUCUCACGGUUGUGCCUUGAUGGACCCAUUGCGUUGGCUGAGAAGAUUCUUGCCGCUAUUGACGAAGAAGGAUUGAUGCAAAAGCAACGCAUCGAGGACAGUACCGCUGCUGAGGCAGCCAGUUUGGCGCAAAAGGUAACCCUCGAUGAAGGCACACCCAGCGAGCUCGAAAGCCUACCAAAAAAGGUCAGGUCAAAAAACAGUGAUCGAACUGCGGUAACUGAUACUGAAUCCGGUCCUGUCGAUACUUGGAUUAUGAGACGUAAUGCAAGCAAGAACCUCAACGCUCUUCAUGCGGAAUUGGAACGACUGGGUGACGAAAAGGUUUCAUUAACACAACUGCUCCGCGACUCGGUUGGUUCAUCAGCCUUGACCCUCAAAUGGACACCCGGCUUGGGCCACAUAUGCCACGUCAAAGGGGCCAAGAUAUCGCAGGAGUCCUUGGAAGACUUGGGCGUUACUCGAAAUGUCUCAUCCACCAAAUCCACACGGUCCUUCUAUCUACCAGCCUGGUCAGAUCUAGGUGCUCAGAUGGACCAAGUCAAGAUCCGGAUUCGUCAAGAAGAGCAGACAAUUUUCCAGCAUCUCCGCCGCGAAGUGAUCUUGAAUCUAGUCAAGAUUCGCCGAAACGCUGCUGUCAUGGAUGAACUGGAUGUUAGUUGUUCAUUCGCAAUUCUAGCUCGAGAACAACAAAUGGUGCGGCCAAUUCUCAAUGACGGCGUCUGUCACAAGAUUGUCGGAGGAAGGCAUCCAACCGUCAAACUAGGUCUAGAGGAACAAGGCCGAUCUUUUGUGAGCAACGACUGCUUCUUGGGUGAUUCCGAGCGUAUCUGGCUCAUCACUGGUCCUAACAUGGCCGGCAAAAGUACAUUCUUACGACAAAACGCAUUGAUCACAAUUCUCGCGCAGGUCGGGUCAUUCGUACCUGCAGCUUAUGCCGAGAUCGGUAUCGUCGAUCAGAUCUUCAGUCGCAUUGGCGCAGCGGAUGACCUCUUCCGGGACCAGUCAACGUUCAUGGUCGAGAUGUUGGAGACGGCCGCCAUUCUCAAGCAGGCUACGCCGAAGUCAUUUGUCAUUAUGGAUGAAGUGGGUCGAGGCACGACUCCUGAGGAUGGGACAGCUGUCAGCUUCGCUUGUUUGCAUCAUCUACACAAUCAGAACCAGGCCCGCACACUUUUUGCCACCCAUUUCCAUGCCCUUGCGGAUAUGACACAUGACUUCGAGGCUUUGGCAAGAUACUGUACGGAUGUCAAGAACACGGCUACAGGUACCUUCUCUUUCGUCCAUCGUCUGCGAAAGGGUGUGAAUCGCCAGUCUCAUGCUUUGAAGGUCGCACAGCUGGCUGGUUUGCCUAAAGAAACACUCGAGCUGGCUACCCGAGUCCGUCAGCAGAUGAGGGACGAAACACCACCUCCUCGUGUCACUGAUGAAGAUCAACCCACGGUGCAGGGUUCUUGA
This is a messenger RNA of Penicillium arizonense, 2544 nucleotides long. RefSeq names its product mismatch repair ATPase MSH1. Gene Ontology annotation, biological process: mismatch repair. Bases 1 to 2544 code for a protein of 847 amino acids. NCBI's taxonomy places the organism in Eukaryota, Fungi, Ascomycota, Eurotiomycetes, Eurotiales, Aspergillaceae. The record is from RefSeq and is a predicted model, not a curated record. The transcript has 2 exons. Gene Ontology annotation, molecular function: ATP binding; ATP-dependent DNA damage sensor activity; mismatched DNA binding. Gene Ontology annotation, cellular component: nucleus.